AGAAGUGCAGUGAAUUGUCUAAGCAAUUGCUCUACACUCGUCUUGCUAGCAUUCCCGGGCGCUACGAAACAUUUUGGAAAGAAGUAGACUAUGCAAAGAACUUAUUGAAGAACAGAGCGAAUCUGAAGGUGGAAGAUGCAGGAAUCGCUGCAUUGUUUGGCUUAGAAUGCUUUGCUUGGUUUUGCGCAGCGAAGAAGACAACAACGAUUUACCCUAAAAUCCACAAAACAUCUACGAGACGACGACGAAGAUGAUUCGCACUUCUUUGAUGCGUUUCGCCGCAGCUUUCUUCGUCAUUGUCUUCGUCGUCCUCGUCGAUGUCGUUCGCAGCGAGGAGUGUACAAGAAAAUGCAUUGCACAGAAUUGUGACACUCUUUCUAUUCGAUAUGGAAAGUAUUGUGGGAUUGGACAUUCUGGAUGUCCUGGUGAGGAGCCUUGUGAUGAUCUUGAUGCUUGUUGUAUGGUCCAUGACAGUUGUGUUGAGUUACACGGUAUGACUAACAUAAGCUGUCAUAAGAAGUUCCAGCGAUGCGUAAACAGGCUAAGCAAAGCGAUAAAACAGUCUAAAAACAAAAAGGUCGGCUUUUCCACAAAGUGCCCUUAUUCAGUAGUCAUACCUACGGUGAAUCAAGGAAUGGAUAUCGGCAUCUUAUUCAGUCAAUUAGAUUUGAAACUAGGGUUUGGUGAGUCGUCUUCUGUCUCCAUCAUCUCAGCCUCAGCUAUGAUUUUAUCGACGAGUAAGGUUGAAGAAGAAGUAGGGUUUUGCGUCACGGGAUCAGCGCCAAUAAACUGCCCUAUUGAUCUGAAAGAAGCUGUCACAAGUGUCUUGUUUGCUUCACAGAGGUUAUCAGAUGUUCCAGAGCUCUCAGAGAUCUUUAAGCAAUUCACAACCAAGUAUGGGAAGGAUUUUUCUACGGCGGCUAUUGAGUUGCGUCCUGAUUCUGGUGUUAGUCGCCUGAGUGGAGCAAACUCGUUUCAGCCAGCGAGUAGUAUGAACAUGGAUUCAUCUAUAAACUCAAACAAGGAACAGCCUCCAAACGUCCAAGCUCCAGCUACUGUCAAUGCUUAUCAUGGAUCAAGUGAAAGAAAUCAUAACUCUUAUGCAAAUGGGGGAAGAUCUUCAAGCCGUAGCAACAAUGUUACUUCUGGGAAUGCUUAUGACUACUAUCAUUCAAAUGCGAGACCUUCUCGAUCUAGGCCUGAUGAAGGAGAAUGUAGAAAUCCAAAUCAUGGCUAUGCAAAUUCAUCUUCAAGAACUAAGAAUAAGCGGGAAACAGAAUUUGUUAGUUCCACAGAUGCUGCUGAAGCUGCCGCUGAAGCUGCUGAAAGAGCAAGUUUCGCUGCUAGAGCAGCUGCCGAACUUUCGAACAAAGAAAGGAUGAUGAGGCAGGAUUCAACAGAGUCGCAUAUAUCUUCAGCAUCUGUAAAUCUCAGAAACGAGCCUUCACAUCGACGUAACCGAUCGAAUGCACAAAGUGAAAGUUAUUCUGAAGAUCAUUUUUCGCCUAGACGAAAUGUUGGGAUGCAGUAUAAAGAUAUGGACAGAACCCGGCAAGAUAGAUAUGAUAGGGCAGAGGAAUCUGAGAUUCCUCCUGUAGAUCAGCCAUCAGGAAGACAUUCCCUGGAUAACUCUAGAAAUAGUGGUUCCUUUGGUAAAAAAGGUAGAGAGAAGCAGCCAAGCCAGGAUGAGCCGGAUUUAAAUGUUGGUUACUCAGAAGAUGUUCACCUCAGGAAGCAGUCAAGCCGGGCUUCAUCACAUUCACAUUCAAGCAAUUAUUCUGAGGAGAAUGACCUUGGCUCAGAUUAUAUGAAGUCACCGAGCAUCGUGGAGGAAAACAUAUUUGCCACUGAAUAUGAUCACCAAUCUCAGAGCAGCUUUAAAGAUAUAGAUUCCCAUGAUCAUAGACAUGAUGAUGAUGCUGCAGCUGCUGAUACUUAUGAUGACUAUAGUUCAUUUUUUGAUCAACCUAAAUUUGAUGCGGAUGAUAAUCAUUAUCAAGAUGAAAUUGAUCAUGGUGUAGGAUUCUCAUUGCUUGGCAGCAAAACAUCUGCUUCAGCGGCUUCGUGGAGCUUCAAAGGAGAUCUUAGUAAGUCCUCAUAUGGAAAACACAGCAGUUCGAGCUCACAAGUUUUCCAAGAGAACCCAAGUUCCCCAUUAUUUGAUGAUGUCUCUACAAGUCCUCCGGCAUCUUACCACGAGCCUGACCCACAUGCCAAGUUUGACAAUUAUGGUCCAAAUUCAGAAAGCGACGGCGAUCAGCCAAGACAUAGAGGCAAAGUUUCUGGAGAUGUACAUGAGAAGGGGAUUCUGACAUCUGAUCGAUCUCAGAAAUUUAAAGUCUCUGAUUCUGACGGACAUGAAUUUUUCCCUUUAGACAGAGAGGAACACAAAGAUAAUUUGAGGACACAGGAAGAAUCAGAUUCAGAGUCAGAGCCUCAUCUUGGUCUGAGGCUUGGAAAUUUGGGCGGUGGAUUUAGGAACAAAAAGACACUCCCACCCUACACAAUGAGUUUGGCAUCGUCCAAGUCUGAAAAGGAAUAUAUCCAAACCGAUGAUUUUGGUCAGUCUAGCAGAAAAGAUCUUUACAGUAAGAAAGCAAGCAACACCGAGAUGAGACCUAGUUUUAUGCCUCCUCAUCCAUCUUCUAGUGAUGAAGACGACUCAGACAUGCAACUUCCAGUAAGAACAAAAACAAAAUCUGAUUCCUUAUUUAGUCAUGCUCGUGUCAACCUUGAAGACUCGGAUGAAGAAAAACUCUCAACUCGAUCUUCUUCAAGAAGUCAAGAGAGGAGUCGUAAGCCAUCAACGGGAAUGAGAGAUCACAAGAGAACAAACUUCAAGAUGCCAGUUUCAUCAUCGUCUGAAGAUGAGGAAGAAGUCGAAAGAGAGGCUGCACGCAUCAAUGCCAAGCCAAAUAAAACAACCGGGUACGGAUUCUCUCUAAGGACAAAGGGCCAAACGAAAGCUUAUGAGAAACAUUCUUUACCAGUGACAACGAAGAAAACCGACAAAGAGUCUCAUGAUCAGCCAUCUCCAAGGCACAAGACAGUAACUUCGAGCCCUGUUCCACAAACUGUAAAAUCACCCGAUCCAGAAACCCCAUCAAGGGAGAGAGCUAGUCACGUUCAUCCCAACCUCCCAGAAUAUGACGAUAUCUUUGCGAGGCUCGGGGCCCUUCGUGCUCCUAAUCGACGCUGAGUAUGCUCAUCUUGUCCGUCUGUUCAUACAUUUAUUCUUUGCCACAGAGACCAGUCCCCCUGAUUCUUUACGCUGACUGAAUUUGAUAUUCUUACACAUUAUACAUAUUGAAGCAGUGGUGUGAUUCUGCUAGGUCGUGAUUGGUGUUCCUUGUCUAUUUUAUUUUUUGGUGUGGAUACAUAGAAUAGGAAAUAACUAUUUGCGAAGAUAAAGAUUUUAUAAUAACAUUCGAAAUGUUGU
This is a messenger RNA of Arabidopsis arenosa, 3439 nucleotides long. NCBI's taxonomy places the organism in Eukaryota, Viridiplantae, Streptophyta, Magnoliopsida, Brassicales, Brassicaceae. The record is from the annotation of a GenBank genome assembly.